Molecule: messenger RNA, 762 nt
Organism: Lasiosphaeria miniovina
Lineage: Eukaryota; Fungi; Ascomycota; Sordariomycetes; Sordariales; Lasiosphaeriaceae
Product: heterokaryon incompatibility protein-domain-containing protein
Exons: 3
Coding region: 1-762 (253 amino acids)
Source: RefSeq, a predicted model, not a curated record
AUGCACCUGAUCAACACGCGAACUCUCCUACUGCACGAGUUCUUUGGCGACAAGAUCCCUCUGUACGCAAUUCUAUCACACACAUGGGGCGACCAAGAAGUCAGCUAUCAAGAAUGGAUCUAUGUCCACAAUCAAAACGUCGCCCGAUGGGGCUGGGUGCGCAUCGAGAGCGAGGUCAAAGCCACUAGAGAAAAAGCUGGUUAUGUUAAGAUUGCCCAUGCCUGUAAACUUGCCAGAGGCCUGGGCCAUCAGUGGAUCUGGUUCGACACAAAUUGCAUCGACAAGACGAGUUCUGCCGAGCUGUCUGAAGCCAUCAACUCCAUGUACGCCUGGUACCGCGACUCGGCCGUCUGCUUGGUGUAUCUGGCCGACGUUUCCAUCGCCGGCUCCAGUCACAGAAGCAACACGCUGCAAGAUCUGCUGGCCCCGAUUGGCCUUCUCUUUUUCUCCCAGCACUGGAGCCCUCUCGGCAACGCCCACUCUCUCAAUCCACUCUUGGCCGAGAUCACUGCGAUCGACCCGACAUCAGACCGCAUCAACUGGCUGUCUCGUCGAGGCCGCCUCAUGGCUCAGGUGUCGAUUGCAGCGCGUCUCUCUUGGGCGUCUAGGCGAGAGACUACGCGAUUUGAGGACAGGGCGUAUUGCUUGCUUGGAUUUUUUGGCGUCAACAUGCCGCUCCUCUACGGUGAAGGCGAGAACGCCUUUGCCAGACUCCAGGAGGAGAUCAUCAAGCGAAACCCGGACAGCACAAUCUUCGUCUAG